Aedes albopictus (Asian tiger mosquito) is the source of this 832-nucleotide messenger RNA. RefSeq names its product E3 ubiquitin-protein ligase TRIM62-like. The record is from RefSeq and is a predicted model, not a curated record. The transcript has 2 exons. Lineage: Eukaryota; Metazoa; Arthropoda; Insecta; Diptera; Culicidae. Gene Ontology annotation, molecular function: zinc ion binding; ubiquitin protein ligase activity; tumor necrosis factor receptor binding. Gene Ontology annotation, biological process: protein autoubiquitination; negative regulation of centriole replication. The annotation marks the transcript as partial. Gene Ontology annotation, cellular component: aggresome; peroxisome.
AGUGUUAGCAUCGGCAUCCCUCGUAAUCAGUGCUAAGAUGUCCCAAUGUCUCCAAUCAAGCGAAAGUGGAAAUCUGCAAGAACCCUGCAUACCACACGAAAAAGAACACAAGUUAUUUUGCAUAGAUUGCAACAAGGCAUUUUGUGGCGCUUGUAUGGACCAAGGGAAACAUGAUUUUCAUCAAAUUUGUACUCUAGCUAGUGUGUACAAUGAGAAGAUAUCUGUUGUCAAAGAUAAACUCAAACAGUUGGAAAAGUACCAAGAUGAAUGGCGCUCGGGGAGUUCUGCCUACGAAAGAAAUCUGCGUUUGCUCGAAAAAGCAGAAACCUUUCUUUGAAACGAUAUCGCAGAAAUUAUUACACAUGCUGAACAGGAUCUCGCAAAUAUGACAAAUGAUCGCAAAAAGGUACUCUCGAAGAAGCUGGAACAAACGACGAAGAACACCAAAAUGCUAACGGAUUUAAACAGUAAGGUCGAUCAACUGUCCAUGAAUCAGUUCUUGCAGCAAUUCGCACAAAUUGACCUACAGUGCGAUGAAUUGAUCGGAGCUCCGGAGCCUGUCACGCUUCAAAGUGUGGAUGAUAUUCAUUGUCGCCUGAUUCCUCCGUAUCAAUUUGAACAAGUGAUAUAUCCGGGAUUUUUUAAGGCGAAACACAAUGACGAACACAAUGUUAUGAUAAAAUCAGCCCGUGACGUAGAGUGGAAAUUGACUGUGAAUAAGUCAGACUUAAUACGAAUUAGCCUGCGCGCCACAGACUCUCAGGUAGCGACAUUUCGCCAUGCCUUGACGAUAGUUAUUCCACAUCCGGAUUACACUAAAGAAAUCUCGGAU